AUGAUAGAAGACAAAGGUCCACGAGUGGCUGACUAUUUUGUAGUGGCAGGGCUCACUGAUACAGAUACUGCAACUCUCCUGGACCAAGAAAUAAGCCGACAUGAAACAAAGUCAACUGGUCCAAAGGCUCCAAUUACUGACAUUGCUGUGAUAAUUAAAUCAGCUGGUGAAACUGUCCCAGAGGGAUACACCUGUGUUGAAGCCACCCCUACAGCCCUUCAAGCCAACUUAAACUAUGGAAGUCUAAAGAGUCCUGAACUUUUUCUUUGCUACAAGAGAGGCCGGGACAAACCACCUCUUACUGACAUCGGAGUUCUAUAUGAAGGGAAGGAACGCAUAAUUUCAGGCUGCGAGGUGAUUCAAGCUACUCCUUAUGGUCGCUGCGCUAAUGUUAACAACAGUUCAGCUUCUUCUCAACGGAUCUUUAUCACAUAUCGAAGGGCUUCUCCAAUACGACCUCAAAAUUCAUUGGCAGUGACCGAUAUCUGUGUUAUUGUUACUAGCAAAGGAGAAACCCCUCCUCAUACAUUCUGCAAAGUUGAUAAGAAUUUAAAUUGUGGUAUGUGGGGUUCCAGCGUAUACCUUUGUUACAAGAAGUCUGUGCCAGCUUCCAACUCUUUAGCAUAUAAAGCCGGCUUGAUUUUCAGAUAUCCUCAAGAGAACUAUGAGUCAUUCCCACUGUCAGAAUCUGUACCUCUCUUCUGCCUUCCUAUGGGAGCUACUAUUGAAUGCUGGGACCCUCAAACCAAAUACCCGCUACCAGUGUUCUCAACAUUUGUACUGACCUGCUCUUCUGCAGAAAAGGUUUAUGGUGCAGCUAUUCAGUUUUAUGAGCCUUAUCCCCGGGAGCUGCUAACAGAAAAACAACAAUUGCAGCUGGGUCUCCUGACAGCUGUAGAGAGGAAAGUGGUUACUUCCAAGUCCAUCAAUUCCAACAAAUGCAUCUGCCUUCUCUCACACUGGCCUUUCUUUGAAGCAUUUCGAAAAUUUCUUAUGUUCAUCUACAAACUCUCUGUUUCUGGACCUCAUCCUCUUCCCAUUGAAAAGCACAUAUCCCAUUUUAUGCACAAUAUACCUUUCCCUUCACCACAAAGGCCAAGAAUUCUUGUGCAGCUUUCUGCCCAUGAUGCAUUAAUAUUGUCUCAGCCAGUUUCUACACCAUUGCCAUUAAGUGGAGCAAACUUUAGCACUCUGCUCAUGAAUCUUGGACCGGAAAACUGUGCCACUCUGUUACUCUUUGUAUUAUUAGAAGGCAAGAUCCUCCUCCAUUCUCUUAGACCAGCUGUGUUGACAGGAGUUGCUGAAGCUGUAGUAGCUAUGAUAUUUCCAUUUCAGUGGCAAUGUCCAUAUAUCCCCCUCUGUCCUUUGUCUCUGGCCACCGUACUCAGUGCACCUGUUCCAUUUAUUGUUGGAGUUGAUUCACGAUACUUUGAUCUGUACGAUCCACCACAGGAUAUUGUGUGCAUUGACUUAGACACAAACAUGGUGUACAUAUCAGAUGAUAAGAAGAGCACCACCUGGAAGCAGUUUCCUAAGAAGCCAUGUAAAAAUCUGCUCAGCACCUUAAAGAAACUGCACCCACAGCUGGCAGCAGUUCACAGGAAAACUCAAGAAGGCUCUGCAGUGGAGAUGACUCCUAUUGAGGCAGAUUUCUCCUGGCAGAAGAAGAUGAUAGAACUCGAGAUGGAGAUCCAGGAAGCUUUUCUCCGUUUCAUGGCAUCUAUUUUAAAGGGUUACAGAACAUUCCUCAAGCCAAUCACACAGGCACCUUCAAAUAAAGCAACUGCUGCUGAUUCCUUGUUUGAUCAUCAAGGAUUUUUAAAAAGCAGAGACCGUGCCUAUACAAAGUUCUACACGCAUCUCACCAAAACACAGAUAUUCAGCCGCUUUAUUGAAGAGUGCAGUUUUGUGAGUGACAAGGAUACUGGCCUGGCAUUUUUUGAUGACUGCAUAGAAAAGCUCUUUCCGGAUAAAGGAACAGAAAAAGGAGAGAAGGUUGAUGUAGAUUCCGUUGAAGAUGCACGGUUGAUUGAGCUUGAUGAGUCACAAAAAAGUGAACACACAGUGUUCAUAAUGCCACCAGAACCUCCUGCUGAUGACGGACAGGACCGAGUGCCAAAAUACAGCUAUAAAAACUUCCCACGACUAGAUUUCAAGCUCUUUGACAGGCCACAGGAGCUCAAGCUCUCCUUCAGCAGACACCCAGCUGGAAGCAGCAUUUCAAAUAGCCCAGCACUCAUGGCAAAGAGGACAAAACAGGAGAUAAAAACAGCCCAUAAAUUAGCCAAGAAGUAUUACGUAAGCCCCCCACAGUGGGCUAAGUGUCUCUUCAGUCAUAGUUACAGCCUAUGGUUUAUUUGUCUGCCAGCCUACAUCAGAGUUGCACAUCCCAAGGUCAAAGCACUGCAGCAGGCAUACGAUGUUCUAAUUAAAAUGAGGAAAACUGAUGUGGAACCACUAGAUGAGGUCUGCUACAGAGUUGUAAUGCAGCUCUGUGGACUGUGGGGUCAGCCUGUUCAGGCCGUGAGAGUCCUCUUUGAAAUGAAAAAUGCUGGAAUACAGCCAAAUGCCAUCACUUAUGGUUAUUACAAUAAGGCGAUUUUAGAGUCUCCUUGGCCUAGCAGUAACCGCAGUGGCAUAUUUCUGUGGACAAAGGUACGAAAUGUAGUUCGUGGCACAGCACAAUUUAGGCAGUGCUUAAAGAAAUCAACGCAGAGCCCACGAGUACCUGUGAUACCAGCUCUGCGGAGUACCACGGGUGGAAGUGAUGGGGACAUGGUGAGCCAUGGUAGCGUGGAUAGUUCUAAUGAUGCUAACAGUGGGGAGCACACUCUCUUCGUCAGUGACUUAGUCAGGCUUGAUUCCAUUGAUAAUCACUCUAGCACAGGUGGUCAGUCAGACCAGGGCUACGGAUCCAAGGAUGAACUUUUAAGAGGUGAUGGGGAUAGUCUUCAUGCAACUGAAACACAAGUAGAGAAAGAUAUUUCUUCUAAAGCUGAAGACCUAAUAGGAGAGAUUUGUACUGAGAAAUCUGAUGAAAAGCAACAGCUGAAUAUAGAAACUCAUAGUCCAACAGACCCACCUCCUUGGGGUAACAGUAUUGUAAAAGUUCCAUCUGGCAUUUUUGAUAGCAGUGGAAGGAAGAGCAGUGGUGAAACUGGUUCUAGCCCACUGUUCAUAACUCAGGAUUCAGUUGAAGAUGUAGUCUUUGGUGAUGUUUCUCCUAAGAAAACAAGUGAAAAAGGACAGAAGAGGCAGAAACUGUUUUCAGAGAGAAGCUGCAGUUUCAGCAGUGAAAGCAGAGCAGGAAUGCUGCUGAAAAAAGGCACCUUGGACUUCCAUUCUAAGGAAAUAGCAAUAAUGAUGGGAGCAGAUGCCAAGAUCCUAACAGCAGCUUUAUCUGGGGCCAAAACUUCACCCUGUCAUAUGAAUAAAUCCCACAGCUUUGAAAGUAUCGUUGACCAGCAGGUUUCUGGUGUAAGUGGCACUUGGAGUUGUGUGACUGAGAGUGAUUGGGAAUUGGAGCAUAGGUCUUCAGCAGUGCUGGAAGAACUUGGGGAAGGGCAGGAGCAUCUUGAGAAUGGAAGAGAUGAAAACAUGAUCACAGUGGAAGACAUGAACCUUGAACAGUCAGCUGAGUCCAAAAACCAGAAACCAGAAUCCAAAGAUGCAACUACUAAAAGGAAUAGCUUUUAUGGAGUGGUUAAGCCUAUUGAAAGGGAAGAUGUUGAAGUAGGCUUGGACCCUUUAUCUUUGCUGGCUACUGAGAGCAUGCAACCAAGGCAUCCAGAACCUGAGGAAAAGUUGGUGUCACCAGUUGCAGCACGUAAUUUGGCAGAUGAAAUAGAGAGCUAUAUGAAUCUGAAGAACCCGUUGGGUAGUAAGUUUCCCAGCAUGGAACUGCACAAGCCAGAUAGGGAAGCAGAAGUCUCUGGUACACUUGGUCACUCCCAAGAAAGGAGGUCAAGCCUGCCUUUGGAUCCUGUCCUGCCAUCCCCCAAGUCUUAUGAAAAUCGGAGAAGUCCUUCUGUCUCCAGAUCCAAAACAUUCACUGGACGACCAAAGCAACAAACUCAUCCACGAGUUCAAAAGGAACGGUCUUCAUCUUUGACAGGACUGGGUCGUUCUUCUCCACAUGGCUCAUUAGGCUCUGUCGUAACAACUUUAUCCAAUCUGAAGUUAGACAAUAUACUGUCUGGACCAAAAAUGGAUGUUCUGAAGUCAGGCAUGAAGCAGGCUGCCAGUGUGGCCAGUAAAAUGUGGGGAGUUGUAACUUCACAAUAUAGUUACUCGGAUGAUGAGGAAGAAAAUAAUCGACCAGAUUUUAACUUCCCAGCUGGUUUUGAAGAUAGUAUUUUAGGAGAUAAUCUGUCAUCAAGAACUGGAGUCCCAGGGCUAAUUACUAAUGAGCUUGCACAAAGCACUACUAGUCUUGGCAGUAGCAAUAGCAGUGGAGAUGCAGGAAGACAGCAUUACAGUGCAGGUGAAGUUUCAUUCCCAAGAAGUAUGAAAGUUCUAGAUUCUGAGAAGUCAGAGCACAGCUCUUCGCACAAUACUAGUUUAUCCAGCAUUUUCCAGAACUAUGCAAUGGAGGUAUUGAUGUCAAGCUGCUCUCAAUGUAGAGCUUGUGGUGCUUUGGUUUAUGAUGAAGAAAUUAUGGCUGGAUGGACAGCAGAUGAUUCAAACUUGAACACUACCUGUCCUUUCUGUAAAAGUACCUUCCUACCUUUACUUAAUGUUGAAUUUAAAGACCUACGUGGCUCUGCAAGCUUUUUCCUGAAGCAAAGUACCUCAGGAGAUAGUUUACAGAGUGGUAGCCUUCCAUUAACCACGUAUCCCGUGGAGCAGAAACUGUUGUCCAGUCCAGCUGCUGCUGACCUAAUCAGUUUUUCAGAUCACCCACAGUCCAGCCACACCAUAGCUGAAGAAACUAGCUCUGCAGCUGAGCAGAGUGAUGUGGCAGGAGAACAGAGUAAAGAUUCCAGAACCAUGAAGACACCUGCCAAUAAUCCACCAAAAAGGGGAGUGUCCUUGACUCGGAGCCACAGUGUUGGAGGUCCACUGCAAAACAUUGAUCUUUCCCAGAGACCGUCUCAUGGCAUUUCAACAGUUAGUCUUCCAAAUAGUUUGCAAGAAGUUGUGGAUCCUUUAAUAAAAAGACCUAACCCUCUCCCUGUAUCUGUACCCUACUUGAGCCCUUUGGUACUGCGUAAGGAGCUUGAAUCACUGUUGGAAAAUGAGGGAGAGCAAGUAAUUCAUACAUCCAAAUUCAUCAAUCAACACCCCAUAAUUUUCUGGAACCUAGUUUGGUAUUUCCGACGACUGGAUCUACCUAGCAACUUACCUGGACUCAUUCUAACAUCUGAACACUGUAAUGAAGGAGUGCAGCUUCCUUUGACAUCUCUUGCUCAAGAUAGCAAGCUAGUAUACAUCGAUCUGCUGUGGGAUAAUAUCAACCUCCACCAAGAGCCAGGGGAGCCCCUGUAUAUAUCUUGGAGAAAUCUCAAUUCUUCUGAAAAGAGACCUUCUACAGUGGCAGAAGAUCAGCAGGCAACAAACACUUUGUUGGAGAACAUCAAACUAAGUAUUCAACACAAUGAUGUUGCUACACCAAUCAAUUUCCUUCUACAGAAAGUUAAGCCAGAUGUGAAACGACAAAGGAGUUUUUACAGAGAAAUUCUUUUCCUGUCUCUGGUGUCUCUUGGAAGAGAGAACAUUGAUAUUGAGGUCUUUGAUAAUGAAUACAGAUUUGCACAUAAAAAUCUACCAAAGGAUGUUCUUGAAAAGAUGCAGAAAAUAGAUGCUCCACCAAGCAGCAGGGUUGAGUGUUGUAGGAAGUGCUUUGGAGCACCUUUAAUAUAAAAUUGAGGAAGAUGCACGCUAAACUUCAGUGAGACAAAAGCAGAGGUCAACAAACCAGGAGCAUGGUGAUAUAUACACUUUGAAUCCCAAAAGGUGAUAACUGAGCAAUUUGUCAAAGCAAUUUCAUUGAACUACAACAUAUAUUCUUGUCUUUCAUCUCAUGAGACACAGUAUAAAGUACGUUAAAAUGUUUUAAAACUAAAUUAAUAGGGUGAGUUGGUUUCAGUGAUUGAUCUGCUUUUUUCUCCUGUAUAUACUUCUCCUUUUCCUUCCUCAAAUCUUUCCCCUACAAUAUAAAGUUGUUCAAAAAGGUGAUGUUUAAAUAGCAGCCUGUAGUUGGUGACGUUCUUAAGGGCAACCAGUAUUUGUGUAUUUUAAUGAAAUACCUUUCCUGCCACAGAAUACUUAGAUUCUUCACUACUUCUUUAAAAUGACCUUUAUCUAAAGAGGGAUCUUUUUGUUGGUGUGCAGUAUGUAUGUAUGAAUGUAAAUAUUUGAGUCUUGGAUUGGAAGUUGCAAUGUAGUUGCUUUUGUCAGAUCACAGUACCUAAAAUUGCUACCCUUCUCCUGACCCUUGUCCCUAUCAGUAUUCUUAAUUAUCUUUGGCUGACCUUUUCAUAAUGUAUGUCUACAGUUGUAAAAACCAGAAACUUACACUCAGUUUUUCUGUAUUCUCUAUCUGACAAACUGAAGAUCCUAUGAAUGUACUGCCACUUUCUCCAAAAGAAUGAUAGGCGUCUACACUAAGCAGCUCAGAAAUGGAUGGCUUUCUAAAAAUUAGAUAGGAAGCUUAAAUGGCAUUAGGAUACAUACAACAUUUGUCAAACAGAUACUGUCUGAAAAAAUUAUGCUUUAUACUGUAUGCAUGUAUACUUAAAAAGUGUCUUUUCCUUGAAUUCUUUAUCACCCUCUCCCAUGGUUUCAUGCUAGCCUGUGGGUUACUUAUUUUGCACUGAUAGUCCAAAUUCAAUAUUUCAAUUAAAAUGUAUUUCUAAAUAUGUUCUUCAAAGUGUAUAUUAGCACAAAUGAAGUGCUUGAGUGUAUGAUCUGAAAAGAUGAAUCCAUCUUUCGGAUUGCUUCUAGUAGAUAAGACACUUCCUCACCUCACAUACCUAAUUGACUACAGUAGUCAGUCUUGGCAAGAAGGGCCUGGAUACUGGUCAACAAUUUAAAUGUUUCUGUUACUUGAGGAAUAUGAUAAGAUUUAUUCCAGGUUUUUUGCUGAAAUUUAAUGGUGUGGCUUUUCUGGUGGAAUUAUUCCUAGAGAAAAAAAGAGUAAGAUUUGUAGCAUGUUAAAGGAGCAUAGCUAAAACUAUAAUCGCAUCUGAGUAUGAAUGUAUUUACUUCAUACUAGUCUUUUUCUUAAAAGUUUUCAUUCUUGAAAAUGAUGAGGGAUGAAAAUCUGUCUGGAACAGCUUCUACAUGAAACAACAAAACCAACUUUUGUUUUUUCAUGAGGCUAAAACAAAGGAUUUGCACUAUUUGUGACAAAAUACAUUUGCAUCAUAGACUGAUUCCUUGUAUUUUGUCUAAAAGUGCUGAUCCUAAGUUAAUAUGGGGAUAUUGCCUGGACAGAUUCUCUCCUGAUGAAAAUACUGUGUUUUCUCAACAAUUAAAAGCAAGAAAGCACACACUGACUCUUUUCUCAUUCUUUAUUCUUUGAGUUUAUGCAUAGUUGCUUGCUGAUACCUGACCUACAUCACAAUGGAAGAGUAGAGCUUGAUUCUUCAUAUUUUCCUCUCUUUUUCUAUUACAUAAUUGACAUGCACGGUUCCAUCCUUUUAAAGUAAAAGUCUCUCUGAAGCAGUCGUCCAAACAACUUGUACAAAUUAAAAUGGCAAAUUUUCCUGUAUAAUUCUAUACUGAUCUUAAACAUACAGCUAUGCAAAGACUAUUUUUGAGUGUUAAAUGGACAAACUAUAUGAUUAUGUGGAUUGCUCCUAGUAGAUAAGACACUUCCUCACCUCACAUACCUAAUUGACUACAGUAGUCAGUCUUGGCA
Molecule: messenger RNA, 7864 nt
Organism: Aptenodytes forsteri (emperor penguin)
Lineage: Eukaryota; Metazoa; Chordata; Aves; Sphenisciformes; Spheniscidae
Gene: DENND4C
Product: DENN domain containing 4C
Exons: 32
Coding region: 1-5862 (1953 amino acids)
Biological process (GO): regulation of Rab protein signal transduction
Cellular component (GO): cytoplasmic vesicle
Molecular function (GO): protein binding
Source: RefSeq, a predicted model, not a curated record